AAAAGUUUGUCAAAGGUACCCCCUUAUUAAUAAGUAGCUCUAUAUCAAAUGUGGUCAUUUUUGUGACUACAUCUGCAAUGAUAGCAAUACUAGUUACAUUAUUGUUGGCAGACUGCUCGACUAUCCAUGUCAGGGAUAUAGCUUCUGCUAUCUGGAAGACUCCAUAAUAUAGCUAAUUGACCAUAGAUAUGAAUCCAAUUUAAGUCGAUGGGUCUAUACAUUUUAGCAAAUUGAAUGCAUAUGUUGUCGGAUAUGUAAGCAUCUAAUUGUGUAUCGGGAAUUAGGGCAGCAAAUUGAUAUUUGCGGCAUUGUACCCAUGCCGGUGUUAUGUUGGUCUCCUUUGCCAAAAUGGUAAUAUAAGUAAACACCGCUGUUGCGAUGAUACCUUUAUAUUUCUCUAAAUUUUGGUAGGUCUUUGCCUCUAGAUAACCUAGUACCCUACUUGUAUGUGUGGCUCUCCAUACCGGUCCAAUAUUGUCCACAAUUUGUUACGUCUUGUUACAGAUCAACCUGCCGGAGCAGCUCGACAGGAGGACCAGUGUAUCAAGACGCGCGUGUCAAAAGACUACUUCAGAAUGUUCUGGAUGUAUGCCCAAAAUAAUGGAGACGCAAGACUUGCCAUUGAAGACUUCAAGCGGAGAUAUCCGGGCCAACGAAUUCCAAGUCACAAUACCUUGCGCAGGGUGGUCUAUAGAUUUUAUACGACUGGGUCUGUGAUGGCGCAAGGCAGCGAAAUGGGUCGCCCAAGAUCAGCUAGAAGAGUCUCUACCAACGCUCACGUCCUGGAGGCCGUACAGGAAGAUGCUACCGUCAAUGUGCGCGAUCUGAGCCGCCACUUAAAUAUCAGUCGAACGACGGUGAACCGAAUUCUGAAGGAGCACAUGUUACAUCCGUGCAAGUAAUUAAAAGUAUUUAGUAUACGAAAAUUCCCUUGUCAAUAAUAAUUUAUAAAAACCAUCCACACUAUUCAUGUAUACAAGGUUUUUCGAACAUUUUUCCUCUAAUUUAAUAUACACCUCCGCUCAGAAG
Molecule: messenger RNA, 1029 nt
Organism: Hylaeus anthracinus
Lineage: Eukaryota; Metazoa; Arthropoda; Insecta; Hymenoptera; Colletidae
Exons: 4
Coding region: 447-902 (151 amino acids)
Source: RefSeq, a predicted model, not a curated record